AUGUGUCCUCGGCUGUAUACGUAUACACAUGCGUGUCAUAAUCUAGAAUCACCGCAUUUACCUAGCACUUCCUCUCCCACAGCAACAACCACAUCUACGACCACGUCAACGACUUAUACAAAUACAACAACUAUUUCAACAACCGUAAUGAGUACACCAACGAGAAAUGCAGCAUCUACAACAACAAACAUACCAACAAAUACAUCAAGUACACCAGGAUCAACAAUUACAACAGUAGAAACAAAUCAGACAUCAACCACUACAACAAAUACAACGAAAGGAAUCACAAGUCCUGCUACAGCAAGCACAUCAACAACUACUUCGUCAACCACAACAAGUACAACAACGACUACAUCAACAACUACGACGACUACUUCAACCACCACAACAAGCACAUCAACAACUACAUCAACAAGUACGUCUUCUACAACAACAAAAAGCACAAGUACAUCCACAACAUCAAGUACACAGCCACCCCCAUCAAGUACAGCAACAAGCACCUCAACAAGUACAACAAGUACAAGUACACAGACAAGUACAUCGUCAUCAACAAGUACACCGCCAACGACGUCGAGUUCUUCAAGCACAACAACAACAGGAAGUACAACCUCAAGUACGAGAACUGUCACCUCUACAAGCAGCACUGCCUCGCCAGUGAGUACAUCUACAAGUGCAACUUUAUCAUCAACAACAACAACAAAUGGUGGUUCAUGCCCCCAAACAGCUGAGUGCGCUUUUGUGAAUGGGCGAUGCAACUCCAGCUGUGGGGCGAACGAACAGGCGCUGUCCGAAUGCGUGAGAGGCUGCUCGUGCUGUGUUGCCGCUGACCAGUGCGCCACAACAACAGCUGAUUGCAAAGCCGUCGGCGGGUCGUGCACUCUGCCCGGCCCUGACCUUGCGUUGACCUGUGAUACCAUUGACCUGAGUCGGUGCCCCGGUUGUGCCUGUUGUAUUGACUGCCAGCAGCAGACGGACGCCACCUGCAGCAGCCAGUACAACGGGAAGUGCAAGAAAACCUGUGGCUCGACCGAAUUGCAAACAGGGGAGUGCCAGGAAGGUUGCAAUUGCUGUGGCUGCCGGACGACCAACAGAUGCAGUAGUCUCGGUGGACAGUGCAUCGCCAGCUUCAGCGACUGUCAAGGUGUGGCGAUCAAGGACGAGUGCAGCGGGGAAAGCUGUUUCUGUUGUAUACCAGAGAGCCCCUGCAGCUGGAGCACUCCGAGGUGCGCCCAGCUGUCCGGUCGCUGCGCCCCGUCGUGCAGCAGCGGCGAAGUCGGAGUCGCUGGCAUUUGCGGAAGCGACUCCUGUGUCUGCUGUACCUCCAGCCAGAACCAGUGCGGCGCCAGUUCCCUCUGCUCCAAGCUCGGGGGCAGCUGCGAACAGGGAUGCCCGGCCUUCGUCACUUCCAUUGAUGACCUUUGCCCCGGUGACCUGUGUUCCUGCUGUAUCUUCCUGGCUUCUGUCGCUCGGGGGAUUCCACCGUGGGACAGGCUUUCCGGAGUAUAGGGAGGAGGAACAUUUACUAGUCCUUAGCGGUGGAAGGAGGUGGAGGAUGAAACCUUGAUGCACUGGCUUCUUCAGGAUAUCACAGGCGGGAAGACCAAGAGCCACGAGAUGUAAAGAAAAUCAAAAACUUUUUUAUGUGACUUUGUGAUUGAUGUUAAUGCACGGUGUUUGUAGGUUUCACUUAUUCUUUUUCUUCUCGCAUUUUCUGUUUUAUUCUAUUUCUUAAAAAUCCUCUGUUCAUUUCUCUUGUCUAUUUUUGAUAGGCCCUUCCUUUCCUACUUUCUCUGUCUCUCUGUAUUUCUCUC
Molecule: messenger RNA, 1811 nt
Organism: Penaeus vannamei (Pacific white shrimp)
Lineage: Eukaryota; Metazoa; Arthropoda; Malacostraca; Decapoda; Penaeidae
Source: RefSeq, a predicted model, not a curated record